Molecule: messenger RNA, 1926 nt
Organism: Prunus persica (peach)
Lineage: Eukaryota; Viridiplantae; Streptophyta; Magnoliopsida; Rosales; Rosaceae
Product: serine/threonine-protein kinase STY8
Exons: 11
Coding region: 208-1512 (434 amino acids)
Biological process (GO): protein phosphorylation
Molecular function (GO): protein binding; ATP binding; protein kinase activity
Source: RefSeq, a predicted model, not a curated record
AUAUAAAUGUGAUAAGCCUAGCUAUCUGUAAAUAAACAUAACCAACAAAACCAACCGACUGCGGAAGUCGUCCCACCUUCCCUUUAGCACCAGAACAAGAAGCCAAAAAACAAAUAGUUAAAAAUAAAAUAAAAUAAGAGCAUUUGGCUGGCCACACUCAACUUGAAUCCAUUCACAUUCCGAUUUCGAUCCGCCCCGACUUCACUCAUGAGCUCCGGCGCGUCCGAUUCCUCUGGAGGCCCCUGCGCUUCGACGUCGCCCGCCGACAAGGACAAGCAGAAGGAGAAGGCCCGCGUCAGCCGUACCUCUCUCAUACUCUGGCACGCCCACCACAACGACGUCGCCGCCGUCCGCAAGCUCCUCGAGGAGGAUCGCUCUCUCGUCCACGCCCGCGACUACGACAACCGCACUCCGCUCCACGUGGCUUCCCUCCACGGCUGGAUCGAUGUCGCCAAUUGCCUUAUUGAGUAUGGCGCCGAUGUCAACGCCCAAGAUCGCUGGAAAAACACCCCUCUAGCUGAUGCAGAAGGAGCUAAGAAGCAUACAAUGAUUGAGCUUCUAAAAUCGUAUGGUGGCUUGUCUUAUGGCCAAAAUGGAAGCCAUUUCGAACCGAAACCGGUGCCACCCCCUCUGCCCAACAAGUGUGAUUGGGAAAUUGAACCGGCUGAGCUCGACUUCUCCAGCUCAGUUACCAUCGGGAAGGGCUCUUUUGGUGAGAUUUUAAAAGCACAUUGGCGUGGAACACCAGUAGCUGUCAAACGCAUUCUUCCAUCCCUUUCGGGUGAUAGAUUGGUGAUUCAGGACUUCCGUCAUGAAGUUAAUUUGCUAGUGAAGCUUCGUCACCCUAAUAUAGUCCAAUUUCUUGGAGCUGUUACUGAGAAGAAGCCCCUUAUGCUAAUAACGGAAUAUUUAAGAGGGGGUGAUCUUCAUCAAUACCUCAAGGAAAAGGGUGCACUUAGUCCUUCAACAGCUAUCAACUUUGCCUUAGACAUUGCCCGAGGCAUGGCUUAUCUUCACAACGAGCCAAAUGUCAUAAUUCACCGAGACCUGAAACCAAGGAAUGUUCUCUUAGUCAAUUCCAGUGCAGACCAUUUAAAAGUUGGAGAUUUCGGACUAAGCAAGCUCAUCAAGGUUCAGAAUUCUCAUGAUGUGUACAAGAUGACUGGCGAAACUGGAAGUUACCGCUAUAUGGCUCCUGAAGUUUUUAAGCACCGGAGAUAUGAUAAGAAGGUUGAUGUGUUCUCUUUUGCAAUGAUAUUAUAUGAGAUGCUUGAAGGGGACCCACCGCUAUCAAACUACGAGCCUUAUGAAGCAGCCAAAUAUGUGGCAGAAGGACACAGGCCAUUGUUUCAUGGAAAAGGGCACACCCCUGAACUGAAAGAGUUAAUAGAGCAGUGUUGGGCUGCUGACAUGAACCAAAGACCAUCUUUCUUGGAAAUUCUCAAAAGGCUUGAGAAGAUAAAGGAAAAAACUUUACAGGCAGAUCAUCACUGGAACAUAUUUAACACAUAAACUUGAAAGUGAUGGCGCUGUCAGGUACAUAAGUGAUCCUCUGCCAGUCACUUGUAGUCCCAAAAUGUGCAGAUGGGAUUGUGAAUAGGCUUAAAGUGAGAAAGCUUGCGAUUGUGACUAUUGUUCUACAAUAUUCUGUUUCAGAUUCUUAUUGUGAACGGAGGAGGUAUUUUCCUCAGUUUCUACAUAACAGUAUGCCUUUGUCUGAACAAACUUAUCCAGAAAAUCUCAUCGGAUUAACAUAUAUAUAGAGAUUUCAUGUUUUGGCUGGAUAAUCUCCUUUUCGUAUCUUUCAAUUGUAAUUUGUUGUAGCCACUUUAAGUGAUGUUGAGAACAGAUAUAUGUUAGACAAGAUUAUAUCUUAUCUUGUCUUGCUUUAAUAAUUGAAUAAAAGUUCUCCGCCUUGGAAUGAUA